This is a messenger RNA of Sphaeroforma arctica JP610, 466 nucleotides long. RefSeq lists its product as hypothetical. The transcript has 3 exons. The annotation marks the transcript as partial. The record is from RefSeq and is a predicted model, not a curated record. NCBI's taxonomy places the organism in Eukaryota, Ichthyosporea, Ichthyophonida.
AUGCUGUACCCUAACCCAUACCAGGAAAAGGCCACCAGAUUAGCGCUGAAAAGCAAUCGGCUGUACAAGUCAGAUGUAGCUCAAGCCCUGCUGAACGCACUGGGAGUGACAGAGCACGAUGACCAGAGGGCCACAGCCUCGCCCACGGCCACAGAUCAGACGGACACCACACAGACACAGUCGGAUGGUGACGAGGAGGUGGAGAAUGCUGGGUUCAAAAACCAAGCGCAAGACACUUCCAGUGCCUGGAACUCGUACGGUCCCACACCCACACCCCAAACGCAUGAGGCUGACAAUUGGUGGGAAGCGCCCGCUGUGCCCAAUAGUGGGAUACCUACCAGAAUGAGCAAACCGACCAAACCCACACCACCGAGCCCUAGCACACCCUCCAGUAAACCUCCGAGCAGUCCCGCAACAAGCGCCCCUUCCUCAAGAAGUGCAUCACGCGAUGAAUUCGAAAGUCGAA